AUGCGGUCCUCACUUUCCUUGUUGGCCCUGUCGGCGGGCACUGCAUUUGCCUCGUACGCUGGGAACUUGAAUUACCGCAGCCCUUCGCACCAUCAUCCCGCUUUAGGAAUUUCUGUGCACAAGAUCGCAAAGAGAUCAGACCCUCUGUCGUCGUUUGAUCCCGCGCAGUUGAAUUUCACUCAUGGUGUUGCGUCUGGCGACCCUUACGCUACCUCCGUUAUCCUAUGGACCCGCUGCUCGCCAAUGUUUGACGAUGUGGAUGAUAAUAGCACUGUGACUGGCUUGGUGCCACUAUUUAAUCCAGUUCCUAUAUACAAGGAUACUGAUGAACACAGGCCGAUGUCCAACGCGCCCGUGUGUCUUAAAUUCAUAGUUGCGGCCGACAAGAACAUGAGGCGUGUUGUCGAUAAAGGGACGGUGUAUACUAGCUCAGACGUCGAUUACACGGUCAAGCCCUGUUGGCCGAACAAAGACCGCCCCGAGGGAAUCCCAGUUAGUCAAUCGUAUCAAUUUGGCCGUGUUUUCGUGCAGCAAUUACCCGAUUACAUCUAUGAAUAUGCCGAAGGCGAAUAUGGUUCCGGAAAGGACAUUGGGCGGAUAUCUUUACCAAACCGUCAGAUAUAUACGCUCUAUGAUUAUCGGAAACGGAUUGCCACGUAUAGAACCGAUCUUGAUCUACAAGCUAGUCAUCAGAGUUUCCCUUGGAUUCCCGUGUGGGAUGAUCACGACAACGCCUACCGUGAUGGUUCAUCUAAAUUGAACAACACGGAGGCAUCGUUUAUUAGUGAUGGCGGCGUCUCUGUUGAUCAACGGAAAAUGAAUGCUGUUCGAGCGUAUUUUGAAUGGAUGCCGAUCCGCCAGGUAGAAAUGGAUGAUAAUCUUCGCAUCUGGAGAAAUUUUCAGCUCGGCUCGCUUGUGGAUGUCAUCAUGCUUGAUACUCGAAACUACGAUCGGUCGAUUACUGAUCUAUAUUGGAACAAGAACUAUGUCAAGCAGCUGCAAAAUGAAGCUAGUCACAGCUUGAUGGGCUCUCGCCAGGAGAAUUGGUUCUAUCGCAAUCUAAUCAAAUCCUCCAAAAGAGGAGCGAAAUGGCGUGUGAUUGGAAGUCAAAUAGUGUGGCUGGGACACGAGAAAUAUGACUCGAACACGGGUUCCGGGGCCAUUGGGGUCGAGUUUGGUGGGAGCGCAGUGACAUCCCCAUCCCCAGCUGGACAUAAGAUCACUAUCAAAGAUUCCGUCAACGCUUCGAAAGCGCUUGUGACUUCGAAUCCUCAGCUUCAGUGGUCAGAGCUGUACUAUCGUGGAUACUUUGAACUUCAUAUCACACCAAAGGAGGUCCAGAGUCGAUUCUUUGGAAUACCUAAGCUACGGACUCGCGAUUUUGGCGAGAUUUCUCUGGCGAACUUCACGAUCAAGAGCGGUGCGAACCAUUUGGACCGUGGGCGUCAAGGGGUUCCUGCUGGAGGCGUUGUGGAGAACGGCUGGCUCAAAGGCGGAAAGGUAGUUCAAACAAAUGCCACGCGGGACACUGAAACUGGGAAGUGGUAUGUCAGCAAUUAG
Molecule: messenger RNA, 1560 nt
Organism: Uncinocarpus reesii 1704
Lineage: Eukaryota; Fungi; Ascomycota; Eurotiomycetes; Onygenales; Onygenaceae
Exons: 7
Coding region: 1-1560 (519 amino acids)
Source: RefSeq, a predicted model, not a curated record